AUGGACCAAGCAGACAUCCCCUGCGCUCCUCUCCCGCCUUACUCAUGCCUCGGACGAGGACGCCGCCCGCAAAUGGCCGUCUUCAAGCUCCAAUCCAGCAUCAACGACCCGGCCUUUGCCGACGUGUUUAUAUCCUCUGGUGGUCGGGUCAUCCUCCGCCGACCGAUCAUGACAACGGGGGGGCAACACCCUCGCUUACUCCCUCCAGGCUCUCUCCCGCCUGUUGGAGGCAGACAUGGGCUGGGAUAUAUUCGAGGGUGCCGGGGCGGGGGAGCUGGUGGAGAGGGCUGUGGAGUUGGUGGUGACGAACCCGUUGGUGAAUAUCCUGCGAGGGGCGAUGAGUAUACUGGUGGGGAGUGGUGGGGCAUCAACCUGGACAGGGGGCAAAAGGGGUUGUGCCGGGGACGUUUGUUUGGGUUCCGGGCGUUGAAGCCGGCCGUGGCGGUUUAUCCACAGUUCUUCGAGCUGGUGAUUCAGCAGUUGCAGAGUGCGGAUCACGCGCUUUGUGCGAAUGCUUUGGGGUUGAUUAAUGCGCUUGUUAGGGAUGCGGUGGUUAAUGAUGUUGCUAGUGGGACGGUGGCUGCCGGGGGGCAAAAGGGGAACGGCGGCGGGAGGAGGGGGAGGGGGGAGGAUUGGAGUUUUGCUGAGGAAGUGGAGGAGGUGAGGGUUGAUCUUGAGAGGCCGGAGCACAGGCGGGCGUUGAAGGGGUUGCAUUUGGCGAGUGCGCCGGAUCGGAGGCAUGUUAAUGGGGUUGGGGGGGUGUGGUGGUGCCGAUUCCGCCGCAGCAGGGGAGGGACAGCUGGGCAGUCGGGGACGGUGACUACCACUACCACUACGAGAAAGACGAGCAGGAAGCACAACCCGGAGAAGUGGGAGAGGUUGGGGUUUGAGACGGAGAGCCCGGCGGCCGAGUUCGAGACGGCGGGGGUUUUGGGCAAUGGAUUUGACGGAUUGCGUGAGGAAGAACGAGGAUGGGUUUCAAAGUUGUUGCUGGAGCAGUCGACGCACCCGCUGAAUGAACGGUGUCCGGUUGCGAGGGCGAGUUUGGCCGUGACGAUGAUCUUGUAUGAUCACUUUGAGGUGGACAAAGUCUGA
Messenger RNA from Podospora pseudocomata, 1095 nucleotides. RefSeq lists its product as uncharacterized. The transcript is spliced from 2 exons. NCBI's taxonomy places the organism in Eukaryota, Fungi, Ascomycota, Sordariomycetes, Sordariales, Podosporaceae. The record is from RefSeq and is a predicted model, not a curated record. Bases 1 to 1095 code for a protein of 364 amino acids.